AAAAUUCCACUUUGAAGAUAUUUGUAUAAUUAAAAAUAGAGCACAGUGGAACACCAUAUGAAAUCACUUAGCAAAUGAAGGACAUCAGAGACGCCUAUAACUAGCUCCAAAGUUAGUGGUGGCAGUAGCAUCAGUAUCAAAGAAAGAAGAAGCUAAAGAAAGAAAGAAAGGGAGAGAUGGAAUUAGUGAGGAAAGGGCCAUGGACAGAGAAGGAGGACUUGCAACUGGUAUGCUAUGUAGGCUUGUUCGGAGAACGUCGUUGGGAUUUUAUAGCAAAAGUAUCAGGUUUGAAGGUUAUGGCGGGGGUAUAGCUAGGUUACGUUGGGUUAAUUACUUACAUCCUGGCCUUAAACGUGGCCGUAUGUCCCCUCAAGAAGAACGUCUUGUUCUUGAACUCCACUCUCGCUGGGGCAAUAGAUGGUCUAGAAUAGCUAGAAGACUACCUGGUCGCACUGAUAAUGAGAUUAAGAAUUACUGGAGGACUCAUAUGAGGAAGAAGGCACAAGAAAGAAAGAAAAACUUGGCUGGAGAAACUAGUGCUAGUGUUUGUACUAGUACUAGUACUAGUACUACAACUGUUGAUGCAAGCACUACUGAUAAUACUACUAUUACUACUACUUUGACAGCAGGUUUUGAAGAUGAAAUGGAUGGGUAUCCAAUUGAUAAGAUUUGGAAUGAGUUAUCUUGUGAUGCUUCACCUGUUUUGGAUUGUACUACUUGCUCUAGUUCUGAUGAACUUUGGAAUUUGGAUGAUGAAGAGGAAUUAUUACCUAACUCUAUGAGUGAUUGUUUGGUUCCUGCUCUGUAUCAACAACAUCGCUAGCUAGCUGAAACUUAUGAUUAUGUUUUUCAAUUUCUGUAAUAUUUUGUUUUCACUACUGUAAUUUUUAUAUGUAUGUAUGGAUGUAUGUAUGUAAGAUAAAGAGAUCAUGAUCAUGUUCUUGUUGUUAUUAAUUCUACUUUUAAUGAAAAGUGAAGCAGUGCACGC
Dioscorea cayenensis subsp. rotundata (Guinea yam) is the source of this 988-nucleotide messenger RNA. Its product is annotated as myb-related protein MYBAS2-like. The coding region runs from base 200 to 823 and encodes 207 amino acids. The record is from RefSeq and is a predicted model, not a curated record. Gene Ontology annotation, molecular function: DNA-binding transcription factor activity; sequence-specific DNA binding. NCBI's taxonomy places the organism in Eukaryota, Viridiplantae, Streptophyta, Magnoliopsida, Dioscoreales, Dioscoreaceae. Gene Ontology annotation, cellular component: nucleus. Gene Ontology annotation, biological process: regulation of DNA-templated transcription. The transcript has 3 exons.